Messenger RNA from Penicillium pulvis, 467 nucleotides. RefSeq lists its product as uncharacterized. The record is from RefSeq and is a predicted model, not a curated record. The transcript has 2 exons. Bases 24 to 467 code for a protein of 147 amino acids. NCBI's taxonomy places the organism in Eukaryota, Fungi, Ascomycota, Eurotiomycetes, Eurotiales, Aspergillaceae.
CUGAGCUCUACACAUCGCAAAAAAUGCCUCCUAAGCAAGCGAAAGUGGACCCACGGGCCUCGACCCUGCUCUUUAAGAAGCACAAAAUCACCAUCUUACUCUCAUUGCAACCUCAUGAGCCCCUCACAGCAGUGAAGGAGAAGCUACUCCAAGCCCUGAAGUCCCGUGAAGUGCGCGAAAUUAAGGGAGAACCGAUUCCUGAAGACCCUGCUCUCAUCGAGCUUGGUAUUCCCGUCGACCGAAGUGAGCUCGAGAAAGGAUGGACCCGCCUCAUCAAGGCUGAGCCCACUAUAACAGAAGGUGUCGCGAAGGGUACAGGAAAUACUGGGGAUACCGUGCUAUCAGCUGGUCUGGAGAAUGGACAUGUGGUCGCUUUCCGAUUCCGCAGGGCGGACGAUGUAGAGAAGGAUGAUGGAGAUUGGGAUGUGAUUAUCCCAAGCUUUGACGACGAAGAGGAGGAAAUCUGA